AUGUCAAAUCGUAUUAGAUACAAUCAACAUGUUAGUAAUACAGCUGGAGACAAUGAAUCAAAAUUAGUUAUUGUAAAAAUUUUAUUUCUUGCAACAGGUUUCCUUCUUACAUAUGAAAAUCUUUUUGGAGUAUUUGAUGACAUUAAAUUACGACUUUUGUCUGUUAUUAUAGGUGGUAGUUUAAUGUUUCUGGGAUGUAAAGAUACUAUUCAACUAAUAUUUGAAGAAUGUUUUUAUCAACCAAUUUCUUAUAAAAAUGCAAUUAGAAUAUCUAAGACUAAUGCAAAUUGUAUAUCACCAAAUUCUUUGACAUUACAAACUUUAAAUGGAGUCACUAAACAUCGUCGAAGUACUGGUAAAAAAAGUUAUAAUGAUGAAAAUUCAGAAAAAAGUUACUAUCAAAUAAUUAUGGCACCAACAAAAAAAAAUAUUGAUCUUUCUUCAUUGAAAAAGGCUAAUGUUCCUAUUAUUUUUAUUGUUGGUGGACCAGGAUCAGGAAAAGGUACUCAAUGUGAUAAGAUUGUUGCAAAGUAUGGUUUUACCCAUAUUAGCUCAGGUGAUUUAUUACGUGAAGAAUUAAAAUCUGGUAGUGAACGUGCUGGAGAACUUUUAAAAAUUAUGGAAUUAGGUCAAUUAGUUCCAAUGGAAGUUGUACUUGAUCUUAUCAAAGAAAGAAUACUUCAAUCUAUUGAAAAAGGUUCUAAAGGAUUUUUGAUUGAUGGAUAUCCAAGAGAAAUAAUUCAAGGUGAAAAAUUUGAAAGUGAAAUUCAAGAAGCUAAAACAGUUAUCUAUUUUGAGGUUGCUGAGAGUACUCUUGUCAAAAGACUUCUUUAUAGAGCUCAAACAUCUGGUAGAGCUGAUGACAAUGAAGAAACAAUUAAAAAAAGAAUAACUACAUUUAAUCAAUCAACAGCUCCAGUAGUUGAUUAUUAUGAAAAAAAAGGAAAAUUAUUAAAAAUAAAUGCUGAAGGAAGUGUUGAUGAUAUUUUCACAAAAGUUUCCGCUCACCUAGAUAAAAUAUUAUAG
This is a messenger RNA of Strongyloides ratti, 1026 nucleotides long. RefSeq names its product Adenylate kinase isoenzyme 1. The coding region runs from base 1 to 1026 and encodes 341 amino acids. Gene Ontology annotation, biological process: ATP metabolic process; nucleoside triphosphate biosynthetic process. Gene Ontology annotation, cellular component: cytoplasm; cytosol. Gene Ontology annotation, molecular function: AMP kinase activity; nucleoside diphosphate kinase activity; ATP binding. NCBI's taxonomy places the organism in Eukaryota, Metazoa, Nematoda, Chromadorea, Rhabditida, Strongyloididae. The record is from RefSeq and is a predicted model, not a curated record. The transcript is spliced from 5 exons.